AUGUCUGGCCACUGCCAUGACGAGCACGACCACUCAGGUCACGGUCACGAUCAUGCAGGACACGAUCAUUCUGAUGACAUAACCCCAGCUCUUCAAUAUUCGCUAUACCAACACAUCAACUUCGACGACAUCACCGCACUGAACGAAGCAGAAGUCGGUUCUGGAAAGGCUAUCGUCAAGAAAACAUGGGCGGAGAGAUUGGAGUCCGAACCCGAGCUUGUUAGCGAUGCUGAUGAGCAGCUUCUCAUCCACGUUCCCUUCACUGGCCAAGUAAAACUUCACUCAAUCUUGGUCCGGACUUCACCCUCUUCCUCCGCGCCCCAAACCCUCAAAGUUUUCAUCAACCGUGACGACCUCGACUUCUCGACCGCCUCAGACCUCUCCCCAAUCCAAGAAUUCAAGCUUUCGCAGACAUCUGAGGUACAAGAUAUUCAGGUCAAGAGAGCAUUGUUCGGGAAGGUGCAGAGCUUGACGUUGUUUGUGGAGGAUAAUUAUGGGGAGCAUGAGAGCAGGAUUAGCUAUCUGGGAUUUAAGGGAGAUUGGAUGCAGUUGGGAAGGGCUCCGACGAACAUCUUGUAUGAGGCCGCUGCGAAUCCGAGUGAUCAUGCCGUGAAAGGGACCUCGAUAAAUCAAAUGGGAAGUCAUCUUGGGGGAGGGCAUUGA
Cadophora gregata is the source of this 663-nucleotide messenger RNA. RefSeq lists its product as uncharacterized. Lineage: Eukaryota; Fungi; Ascomycota; Leotiomycetes; Helotiales; Ploettnerulaceae. The transcript is spliced from 2 exons. Bases 1 to 663 code for a protein of 220 amino acids. Gene Ontology annotation, cellular component: nucleus. The record is from RefSeq and is a predicted model, not a curated record.